AUGAACAAUGCUCAAUGUGAAAUUCUGAAGAAGUACGGCAGUGACAGUAUAUGCAUUGAUGGAACUCAUGGAACUAAUGGUUAUCGUUUCGAGUUAAUUACACUUCUUGUGCUUGACGACAUGAGACAAGGUUUUCCUUGUGCUUUUCUUAUCUCAAACAGGUCUGAUCAAGAUGUGCUGUCAUUAUUUUUUAAUGAAAUAAAGACUAAAGUAGAAAAAGUACGUCCUCAAGUGUUCAUGUCAGAUUUAGGUGAGUCUUUUUACAAUGCUUGGCUUUCACAGAUGGAAGAACCUGUGAGAAGACUGUAUUGCUCGUGGCAUACAGACAGGGCAUGGAGGAAAACUAUAUGUAUUAAAAUCAAAUCAAAGGAAAGACAAGUUGAAACUUAUAAGCUAGUGAGAAGUUUAAUGCAGGAAAGAGACAUCAUAACAUUUGAGCACGUAUUUCCUUUAGCUCUGGAGCGCGUGGUUUCAGAUCCCGUAACAGCUGAGUUUGGGUUCUACCUCCAAGAACAUUAUGCUAAAAGCACCAGGUGCUGGACAUAUUGUUACAGAGCCAACAGUGAUAUCAAUACAAACAUGCAUAUUGAAAGGAUGCAUCGAACAAUAAAAUACAUAUAUUUGCGUGGUAAACAUGUAAAACGACUUGACAAAUCCAUUCAUGCAUUAAUGAGCUUCGUCAGGGACAAAUUACAUGACAGGCUCAUUAUUCUUACCAAGGGAAAACUGACAAGCAAACUCAAGGAUAUUCGCUCAAAGCAUGACUUAAGUUCUGAGGUGGUUCAGGAACUCAUAGUUGAAGAAGGAAAAGGCUGGCUUGUACCAUCAUCUACUUCUGAUGUGGGUGUCACUUAUUUUGUACAGCCAAAUGUGCAAGGCUGCAGCUGUAAAUUGAUUUGUAUUGACUGUCAGGGCUGCAUAGAUUCGUGCAUAGAUUCGAGUAUCAGAUGGAACAUGUGCAAACAUAUUCACUUUGUCUGCCUAUACAAAACAAGACAGUCAUCCAUUUCAGUGAACGUCAGUAAUUUUCGUGAUGUUAAUGAUGACGAGGAUAUAUUACAUAUUUAUGAAGAAGGGGAAUCAGUAGUAAGUGAAAAAGAAAGUAUAUUGGUCGAACUCAGCACAAGAAAUAUUGAAUCUUCAGAUUUAACUUAG
Messenger RNA from Schistocerca serialis cubense, 1155 nucleotides. RefSeq lists its product as uncharacterized. The transcript has a single exon. Bases 1 to 1155 code for a protein of 384 amino acids. NCBI's taxonomy places the organism in Eukaryota, Metazoa, Arthropoda, Insecta, Orthoptera, Acrididae. The record is from RefSeq and is a predicted model, not a curated record.